UCCACGUCCUCCUUUUCUCCAUUUCGAAUUCCCCAAUUCCCCUCGACUUUGCUCCACCGCGAGGGGGCAAGCCGAGCUCACGCGAUGGAGGCGGAGCCGCCGCAGCGGUGGGCGGCGACGUACACGAAGCACGUGAAGCAGAAGCGCAAGGCCUACCACGACGGCGCCCUCCUCCUCUACCCGGCCUCGGGCCGCCUCGUCCUCCUCGACGACGCCGGCGACACCCUCGAGUCCAGGUUCCUCCGCUCCAGCGAGGAGCUCUCCCCGGGGGCCGCGCUCUCCUUCCAGGCGCACCUCGUCGACGUCGGCGAGCCCGAGGACGGCCCCGCCAGGUACGCCUCCUCUUCCGCCUCCGCCUCCGCUGCCGGUUCCCGCGCCUCGCGCCGCGGCGGUGGCGCCAGGGCGCGUCCGCCGAGCUCCGGGAGGGUGUUCCCGCCUCGUGCGUCCCGCGCGUUCGCGAACCCGUCGAAGAGCCGCGGGUGCGAGCGCUGGGGCGACGGCGAUGCCGCGGGCUCGGAGGUGGUGGACUCCAAGUUCCAAGAGUGGACCGCGCUGUACACCGCCCAGCUGACUCAGAAGUCAAAGAAGUACCACAAUGGCUUCGUGAAGCUUGUGCAGGCCAGCCCACAUUUGCAGCAGAUUGUUUUGCUCUCUGAGGAUGGCCAAGUGCUAGGCAGCAGGCACCUCAAGUCUGGGGAAUCCAUUGAAAGUGGGAAGAAAUGCCAUUUUCCUAAUUAUCUGAUUGAGAUUUGUGAGGCCGAAAAUCAGAAACAAGAGGAAUCUAUGGUGCACUCAGGACAAAAGAAUGGAGGAAAUACAUGUAACAAGAUGGGACUGGGUGCAUCCAGUACAUCUAAAAAAUUUGUCAGCCCACAGAAGUUUCAUGGUCUUGAUGACACUGCAUCAAAAGUCACCGCUAGCUAUGGUAAGCCAGAGUCUGACAAGGUUGAAACAGUGGCUGCUGGUUGCACAGGGAGCCUUAUGAAAGCAGACUCAGGUUUCAAAGAAUGGAAUGCCCUAUACACUACUCAACUUACUCAAAAAGCAAAGAAGUACCAUGAUGGCAUCUUGAGGCUCGUGCAAAUUGGUUCACAUGCAAGGCAGAUUGUUUUGUUGGAUGAAUAUGGUGAAGUGCUUGGCAACAGAUAUCUCAAAUCUGUUGAAUCUGUAGAAAGUGGGACGAAAUGCCAGCUGCCUAACUAUCUUAUUGAAGUUUAUGAGCCCAGAAAUCAGCCAAAUGAGACUAAGCUGUCCUCGAAGGAUGCUUUGAAUCAGACAGGACCGAGGGAUCAAAAGAAUACAGGUGACAAAAUGAGUGAAAAAAGUAGAUCUCCAAAGUUUGUUAGCCCAUUUAAGUCCCAAAUGCCCAGAAGAGUAACUGGGAAAACAAUGCAAGCUCUAGUAGGCCACAGGUUGCCAAAACAACCUGCAGUAACAUGGAUGCACCACAAAAUUUCAAUGGUAGCUAAGCUUAAUGUUAUAACCAAUAUCCUUAGGGGUUCAGCUACCAGCUUUUUGCCUGACUUAGGGGAAUCAAUUUCUAGCAGAAAUGGUGAUCCACUACAAUUUCAUGAUGUUCAGGAUGGUAAAUCAGGAUGCUACAAUAGUGGUAUCAGGAGAGAGGUUGGCAAAUCAACUUUUGGCAACAUGGAUGAUUCUUUGCGAACUGCAUCCCAAAUACUGUCCAUCAUGAAGCCCCCAUCAGAAGCAAGAAUUUCCCAAAGCUCUCAAUCUGGACAGGCACAUUAUUCUUUAGCAUCUUCUGAGGCAAGGAUUGCUUUGGAUGCAAGUUGUAGAAGGAACUCAGUGAUCAAUGAUUCAAACAGAAAUUUUGAUGGUAGUUGGACCUCUGGAAUGUCUCACUUUGCUACCCAGCUUCGUGCAUCAGUAAAAUCGUGCUUGAACUUACAAACUAUUCCGCGAAUGAACUCAGUAAGGGAUCAUCAGUGGGGAAAAUCAUCAAGGAACAGUCAUCCACCUCACGAUCAUCAGACCUUCAUGAGACCAGCAGCUUUUGAGGGUCAGGAUUUGGCCAUGUUCGAUAUCCCAGCAUCUGAUAUGUCCAAUGCAGAUAAAGAGAAACUAGACUCAAGUAGUCAGCACACUGAAAGUUCUAGUGGCACAGAAAGCUGUUGUAAUAUUGGUACUGACCCAGGCUUACAAGAAGACAAGGGUCGAUCAGCAAACCAGCUAAGCACACAGAACAGUAUAGCGGAUGCGAAAUGUGACGGCCCUGCCCCUACAUCUUCAUACACCCUGACAUGUAAAGAUCCCAAGAUUCAGGAACUAGUAGAUGACUGCCCUUCGUUCGACCUUGGCUUCUAAGCAUAAGGUAUUGCCUUUUAUCUUUAUACUCGAUGGUGAUAGCAGGAAACGAAAGGAACUGAGAAAUAGCAGCUCACUCCGUAGACUUGGGGUUUACAGGAUAUACAAGAGAGAUGGGCUAUAUAGGCCUAAUAGUUCAAUACUUUUUUUCGCGACCGUGCCAGAGCACGUAUUUCAUUAAGAGGAAGAAGAAAAUGUAACCAAUACAUCUCGAGUUUAAGAACAGGGGUCUUAAACUCACGAGUUCUAAAAGAUUUAUUACAUUGCCAAAACUAGGCGACCAGUAACCCGCCCGCACGUUGCUGCGAACGCACUAAUGUGCCUAAAACGUGCAAGCACCCAAGAAGUGGCUUCGUCUUCAAGACAAGACACGAGCUCGCCCACUGUUUUUGCACGACUGUCAAAUGUCCUUCUAUUGCGCUCAUUCCAGAUCAUCCAUGAGGUGAGGAUGACCAAAGAAUCAAAGCAUUUGCGAUCCUCCUUGGCCAAACUCUUACGAGAUGCGGUCCACCAAUCUGCGAGAUCAAGGCAGCGACCAUCUGGUGCGAGUGCGUGCCAGUGAAGGUGACGCAAGACCAGGAACAUUCCCUCGCAAAAGAGCAGUUGAGGAGCAGCAACGAUCGUGGAGGACAAGCCAAAUAAAAAAACUUACAUUUGCCUGGCGCCCUUGCUUUCUUCAGGCAUCUGGCACCACGAAUUUCAGUCUGGCCGAUGAAGAACGCGCGGUAAGCUGAAGCUGUAGAGAAACACUGAAGCUGUCAAAUAGUUCAAUACUGAAUACAUGUAUAUACAGUUAGCAGUCAUAGCGUGGCCUGGGGCUGUUCGCAACAUAUGGUUUCCAGUCAGCUAAGCAUGACUUAAAUUUCUCAUCUACAGUUUGAAAUUCGAAUUGCCUCAUCGAUUUGUCGAUGAUAUGCUAGUCCGUAUUAACUGAACGAGGUAUCAAUAGCCUGUGAUGUUUGGUUCA
Molecule: messenger RNA, 3292 nt
Organism: Panicum virgatum (switchgrass)
Lineage: Eukaryota; Viridiplantae; Streptophyta; Magnoliopsida; Poales; Poaceae
Exons: 16
Coding region: 85-2325 (746 amino acids)
Biological process (GO): double-strand break repair
Cellular component (GO): nucleus; site of double-strand break
Source: RefSeq, a predicted model, not a curated record